Messenger RNA from Pyrus x bretschneideri (Chinese white pear), 813 nucleotides. RefSeq names its product vegetative cell wall protein gp1-like. Lineage: Eukaryota; Viridiplantae; Streptophyta; Magnoliopsida; Rosales; Rosaceae. Bases 1 to 813 code for a protein of 270 amino acids. The record is from RefSeq and is a predicted model, not a curated record. The transcript has 2 exons.
AUGUCGGAAUCAAAUGAGCAUGAAUCUCACCCUCCUGACCCACAUUCACCACCUCAUCAUGACUCACCAAUCGCGGCAACGUUAAGUGACAGCAAGAUCACAGCGCAGCCCCACGAUAGUACCGAGGACAGCAAAUCAACACCGUCUACGCCUUCCCCACCUCCGCCAUCACAAGCGCCCCCUCCGAAAUCAGAGUCUCCGCCUCCAAAAUCAGACUCACCUGCCCCAAAGUCUUCACCAUCCCCCAAACCUUCACCACCACCACCAUCUCCGCCGCCAUCAUCACCUCCACCAUCGUCACCACCUCCGUCUUCACCACCACCAUCAUCAUCGCCACCAAAGUCACCUCCUCCUCCUCGCUCACCACCACCUUCACCCUCAAAAGACAAGGGAUCGCCAUCUGGAUCAUCGUCGCCUUCUCCUCCAGCUUCUCCACCGCCACCUAGCGGUUCUUCCGAUGAGAAUGCUCCUCAACCAUCAUCCUCUGGCGGCAGUUCAUCAUCUAAAUCACCACCAACUGAUUCAUCACAAGGCGGAGGCUCCUCUCAAUCCUCACCUAGUGACUCUCAGUCGCCUCCAGCCUCUCCACCUCCAGGUACACCUUCAACCAACCCUACCACCCCAUCUCCUCCUACAGUGCCUAGCCCUCCAGCGGUUCCAGGUUCAGGAACUACAACUCAGCCUCUCCCUCGCCCUGCUAAUUCCGCCCCCACCCUCUCCCCUCCCUCAACCAGAAGUCGGUCUGCAGCUUCAGACGACUCAGGGGGUAGUAGUAGUAGGCAUACAGGCACUCCCUCAUUGUUGUGUUUGUAA